Molecule: messenger RNA, 1608 nt
Organism: Mucor velutinosus
Lineage: Eukaryota; Fungi; Mucoromycota; Mucoromycetes; Mucorales; Mucoraceae
Exons: 7
Coding region: 1-1608 (535 amino acids)
Molecular function (GO): RNA binding
Source: RefSeq, a predicted model, not a curated record
AUGAGUAAUAUAAGUAUACAUUCUUUUGAAGGAAAGCGCAUCUUGUGUACAGCUGAUGUUCGAGGACACAUCUCUGAAUUAAAUAGACUUGCCCGUGAGUUUAACGCGCACUAUAUCAUCCACACGGGCGAUUUUGGUUUCUAUGAUAGAUCAAGUUUGGACAGAAUUGGUGAAAGACCUCUCAAGCACUGGAUCCAAUACACCACCUUGAUGCCAUCGCAAACUCGUUCUAGAUUACUGGCAUCCAGUCCAGACCAAAUGUAUCGCACGUUGGAGCAAUCACCUCAUACACUUUUAUCUGAAUUCUCUGAAUUUUUAUCAGGCAACAAGCAACUGGAUGUCCCCGUGUACACAGUGUGGGGUGCUUGUGAAGAUGUCGCUAUUAUUGAAAAGUUUCGCCAUGGAGAGUACCAUAUCGAUAACUUGUUUUUGCUGGACGAAGCAUCUACUCAUGUUCUGGAUGUGGGCGGUGUCAGUUUGCGUUUAUUUGGGUUAGGUGGAGCUGUAGUACAACAUAAAUUGUUCGAUAAUGGUGAAGGCACAGAUACAAUUGCUGGAGGUUUAGGCGUCAUGUGGACCACUGCACUGCAAAUUGGUGAAUUGGUAGAGUUGGCUUCCAAUGUCUAUGAUCCAACUGAAACGAGGAUGCUGGUGACACACGCCAGCCCUGGAAGAGAAGGGUUAUUGGCUCAACUUGCUCUUACAUUGCACGCUGAUUUCACCAUUUCAGCAGGCUUGCAUUUCCGUUACAAUAUCGCUUACAAUGAAUUUGCUUGUCAACCAGAAAUCGAUCAUUUCCGCAACAGACUGAUUCAAUCACAAGAGCAGUUUAUGCAAUUAUGGGAUGCUAUCAAGGAACAAGUGGAGGAAUCUGUAGAUGAACAUCAAUACGCUCUACUUCGCAAUGCUUUGAACGUUGUGAAUCGUAUACCGCCUUCUUUGGCCGAUCUCGAAGAAAACUCUUCUCAAUCGUCAAACUGGGAAAGAGAUGAAUUGGCAUUCAAAAACAUGUGGAAUUUCAACUUGCCUGACGCUGCUUAUGGUUCACUUUUGUUCAACAUUCAUCAAGGCAUUGUAGCCUCUGAAAUGAGAUCCUACGGUCUUAAUUUCUCUUAUCGCAAGCAACAGCAGCAACAGCAAGCAGCAUCGUCUCCUGCUCCAUCCACCAUCUCCGCCGCAGAGAAGCCUAAUCAAUACAGAAAUAGCCCUUAUGAACAACAACAAGACACAGCUGAUACCACCAAUUAUAAUACCAAUCGUAAUUCCAAACGACAAAGCAUGCAACGUAAUCUUUAUACUGCGUAUGUGGGUGGACUAUCUAAUACGACAGUGACCGAAGAAGACAUCAGAGAAUACUUUGGUCAUGACAAUGUCAUUGGCGUCAAGUUCCCCAUUGACCCUACUACACAAUUACCAAAAGCGCAUUGCUAUGUUGAUUUCGUAAAUCAAUACACGCUGGAACAAGCCUUGACUAAAAACGGCGCCAUCUAUCGUGACAACAAACUAGUCAUUAACAGACCCAACACUCAAUUUUCAGACAGUAGAAGAGGCGGAAGAGGCGGUAGAGGCCGCAAUUAUCGUGAUAGCAGAAUCAUGAAUGAUCAUUAA